AUGAACUUUCCAGACGGAAAAUCCCUGCCUUCAUGGGUGGUUGAUAAGAUUGGGACCGAUUGUUGUCAAUGGCAAGGGGUUGAAUGCAGCAACACAACUAAACGAGCAAUCAAACUUAAUCUUGAUUUUGCUAGGGAUUGGAAAUUAGGAGAUUGGUAUUUUAAUGCCUCUCUAUUUCUUCCCUUUCAAGAGCUCAGAAAUCUCUCUUUGCAUCGGAAUCAGUUAGUUGGAUGGAUUGAGAAUGAAGGUUUUGAUAAAUUGUCAAAGUUGAGAAAUUUGGAGGCCCUUGAUGUGGGUGGCAAUUCAUUUGAUCGCAAAAUUUUGUCAUCUCUUAGUCGGCUUUCUUCUCUCAAGUAUUUGGGAUACAGCUACUCACAAAGAGAAAAUUACAGCAAUGGUCGUGAAAGACUUUUUGGAUUAACCAAGCUGGAAGUUCUUGAUUUUAGUCAUAAUUAUGGGUUUGGCGAUGACAACACUCUAUCGUUGCUAAAUCUAAAUGAUUUUAUCAAUUUGAGGGAGCUCGACCUAAGUUGCAAUAAAUUUAGAAGCUUGGGUACCAUUUACGGUCUAAAAAAUUUGAAGGUCCUUAAUUUAAAAUCAAAUAACUUCAAUAAUAGCAUUUUCUCCUCACUUCAUGGGCUAUCAUCACUCAAGUCUCUAGAUCUCUCUGUCAAUGAACUAAGAGGAACUAUCCAAAUGAAAGAUUUACAUGCUUUGAGUAAUUUGGAGGAGCUUGAUCUAAGUGACAAUGAGGUCGACAACUUCACGACUCCAACAGGCAUAGAAAGUAUGCAUCGUCUCCAAGUUCUAAAAUUAAAUGAAAUAAGUGUCUCCAACAUUAGCAACAUGGUGCAAUCUUUGAGAGCAUUCUCAUACCUCAAGCACUUCCAUUUUCGGUACAAUUAUGUAAACGGAAGCAUUGGAUGUUAUGAGUUGAGACAUUUAAAACGGCUGGAGGGAUUAUUCUUGGAGAAUUCUACCGUGGAUGGGAACUUUCUACAAAGUAUUGGAGCACUAACUUCCCUCAAGAUUUUAUCUUUGUCCAACUGUGGACUAAAUGGAACCCUUCCCGUUCAAGGGUUGUGUGAACUCAAAAACCUCCAAGAGUUAGAUCGGAGUAGGAAUGAGUACGAAGGAAUACUUCCUUCAUGUGUUGCAAACAUGACAUCUCUUAGAUUGGUUGAACUCUCACACAAUACUUUCACCGGAAACAUUGCUUCCUCUCCACUUUCGAAACUCACAUCGCUCGAAUAUCUCUCUCUUUCAAGUAACAACUUUCAUGUUCCAAUUUCAUUCAAGGCAUUCUUUAAUCAUUCAAACUUUAAGUUUUUAUUUUUGGAAAACAAUGAAAUAAUAAAUGACAACGAGUUGGGAAUUUUGGUUCCCAAUUUUCAACUAGAGGGUUUUAGUAUGUCGAAUUCAAGAGGUCAUCCAACACUACCCAACUUCCUUUACUAUCAAUCUAAUUUGGGAAUUCUUCAUCUCCCAAAUAACAGCAUAGGAGGGAAUUUUCCAACUUGGUUGUUGGAGAACAACACAAGACUUAGUGGACUAUAUUUGAGGGAUAAUGCUUUUACAGGACCUCUCAAAUUGCCAACAAGCACCAAUCCCAACAUGGAGACUUUUGAUGUAUCUAAUAACGAGUUCCAUGGACAUAUUCCAACUAAUCUAACUUCAGUUUUUCCGAACUUGGACGCAUUAAACAUGUCAACAAAUAUGUUUGACGGUUGUGUACCUUCUAGUUUCGGUGACUUAAAAUCUAUAGAUUACAUGGACUUGUCCAACAAUAACUUGUCAGGUACAAUACCACAGGAAUUAGUAAUGGGAUGCUUCUCUCUGUUUUUUCUCAAAUUAUCGGAUAAUGAAUUGCAAGGACAAAUAUUUCCAGGAUCUAUCAACCUACUGGACUUGAAGUAUUUAUAUCUGGACAGCAAUGAGUUCUCAGGCACCAUUCCAAAGAGCUUGUCUACCAUCCCUCUUGUAGUGUUUGACGUUAGUAACAACCAUUUGUCGGGCAGAAUUCCUACAUCAGUGGGUAAUAUGACAAGAUUGAAUCAAAUUUUUGUGUCAAACAACCAGCUUGAGGGUCCAAUCCCGGAGGAAAUUUGCAAUCUCGAUUAUCUUAGGGUCUUAGAUUUAUCUGAGAACAAGUUAUGUGGUUCGGUCCCAUCUUGCUUCAAUCCAUCACGGAUGAGUAAUGUCUAUCUGAACAAUAACCAAUUGGAGGGUGAGCUCACGCAUGCAUUUUAUAAUAGCUCUUCUUUGGUGUCAUUGGAUCUUAGAUGGAAUAAGUUCAUUGGAAGUAUCCCUCAAUGGAUUGGCAAUCUAUCAAGCCUGAGCAUUAUUCUUCUCAGAGGUAACCAUUUUGAAGGCACUAUCCCUCACCAAUUUUGUGAGAUGAACAAACUAACGAUGAUAGACCUUUCUUUCAAUUUUCUUUCGGGUCAAAUCCCAUACUGCUUUGGUAACAUAACGCUAGAGGAAAACCUGAAGAAGUCUGAUUUUUUUCGAGUAUUCGAUUCUCAAAUUCAAACAUUCACGUCUUACAUGGAUAAGGUCCAGUUAGAAAGGGCCUAUCAUGUGCCUUUCUACAAAACUGGAUAUUUCAGAUUAAAUGAUGUGUCAAUUACAGUGACAUUCAUGACGAAGAAUAAUUUUCAUCUUUACAAAGGUAGCAUCCUCGAUUACAUGUCAGGAAUUGAUCUCUCUUCAAAUAAUUUACAUGGUGAAAUUCCGGAUGGCCUUGGAAACUUAAGUGAGAUCCGUGCACUCAACUUGUCCCACAACUAUCUUAUUGGAACAAUUCCAGAAACAUUCUCAAACCUGCGACAUAUCGAGAGCUUAGAUCUCUCCUAUAACAACUUAGGUGGGAGGAUCCCCACUGGUUUGAUGGAGUUAAACUUUUUGGCAGUCUUCAUUGUGGCGCAUAACAAUUUAACAGGUAUGAUACCAGAGAAACGUCAGUUUGGAACUUUCGAUGAAAGUAGCUAUCAGGGAAAUCCUCAUCUUUGUGGUCGUCCAUUACCUGUCGACUGUGCUAGCACCAGAUCAACACCUGUCUUGCCAUCUGCUGAUGAUGAAAGCCGUGUGUUCUGGACAAUAUUCCCAUUUUCCGAAUCGAGAUUUGAUAAUUCGGAAGUAACGAAGCAAUGA
Molecule: messenger RNA, 3153 nt
Organism: Fraxinus pennsylvanica
Lineage: Eukaryota; Viridiplantae; Streptophyta; Magnoliopsida; Lamiales; Oleaceae
Source: the annotation of a GenBank genome assembly